This is a messenger RNA of Ilex paraguariensis (yerba mate), 1645 nucleotides long. The record is from the annotation of a GenBank genome assembly. Lineage: Eukaryota; Viridiplantae; Streptophyta; Magnoliopsida; Aquifoliales; Aquifoliaceae.
CCGCUCCUCUGUCUGAUCUAGGGUUUUUAGAGCCAGGGUUUUUCGAAGUUGUCUUCUUCUAUACUUAGAUUUCGGUUCAAAUUCUGGCCGCCAAAUUUGGGGAAAAUAUUGAAGAAGUUUCAACAUGAGCCCUAAUUCCCAACUAGAAUCAACUACAAUGAAAUAGCAUAACGAUUAUUUGAAAAUGGCGUUCUCGUUUACGCCACAGCAACAACCACAACCACAACAGUCACCGUUCCGACUUCAGCCCCAACAGCAAUCUCCUUUUUCACAGAUCAGUCCGUUCUCUCAGCCCCAACCACUACAGCAACCGCAGUUACAGCAAUAUCAACAACAACAGCAGCAGCAAUUUCAACAACAACAGCAGCAGCAAUUUCAACAACAGCAACAACAACAGCAACAUCAGCUUUAUCUUUUCACAAACGAUAAAGCUCCGGCGACUUACAGCACCAAAUGGGCCGAUCUCCAUCCCGACUCUCAGAAACUGCUCCUGCAAAUCGAGGAGAGAAUUCUGGGGUAUAGAGACGAAAGCCAGCGGUUGGAUCAGAGUAGCCGGCUCUAUGAUUCCUCGGUCUCCAAUGAUGUGUUCGAGUUUGAUGCGAGCCACAUUGUUCAGGAACUUGGUGGAAUUAGUACUGCAGUGGAUCGGCAAAAGGCUCUUCUGCAAGAGUUAAUGGCUAAUGUGAAAGAUAUGCUACGCAACACAGAAGUUGCUGUUCGUUCUUUCAUGAUGUUACGCCCAAGGUUUCAUCAUCCAAAUGCUGCUGCUGUGUCCAAUGCCACUGCAUCAUCACAGGCUUCAGGAGCAAUAGUGCCUCCAAGUGCAAGUAGUCAACCAAGUGCUGCCACUAUAGUUCCAGUUUUUGAUUUCUAUAGUGGGAUUCCUAGGAAACCAUCUCCUUUUCUGCAGCAAACAGUUGCCAGGUUUGAGAAGUAUCUUGGUGAGUGUCGCCAAUGGAUUGAAGAGUUAGAGCAAUUGCUCCUUUUAGAUUCUGACAGGAAUUCUGUCAACUCCAGCUCCUCAUUAUUGCAGUCGCUUCCCAAAGUCAUGUCAAAUGUGCAUGACUUUUUUGUUCACGUGGCAGCAAAGGUGGAGAGCAUUCAUCAACACAUUGAAUCCAUGAAAACAGCAUACCUUGCUGACCAGCGCCGUCGUGGAGAAGGGAACGAUCCCUUUCUUGAGGCCAAUAGACGGGAAACGGCCAAACAAGAAGCCGCUGAUCGGAGGGUACAUCCAACUUUGCAUUUGCCCGCAAUCUCGCAACCAUCGAGUCAAGUUCCUGGCACGUUUGCCAGCUCGGCAACACCUGUGGCAUCAACUGUGUCACACACAUCUGCUGCAGUUCUACCGGCUUCAUCAGGGACUGGGUUGUCACUUUUUGGUACUCCAUCCGCUUCCACAUCAUCAUCUUCUCUGUUCUCAACUCCCACCACUUCUGCUCCAGUGUCCUUAUUUGGCUCAUCUGGUGCUUCUCCACAAACUUCACUUUUUGGUUCCUUGUCCACUUCAAAUCCUGCCUUUGGUAGUACUGCCCCAUUAUUUGGUUCAGCCCUUUCUGCUGGAGUUUCAACAUUUGCAACGCCAUUUGCUUCAGGUACCUUCCUAAUAUUAGUUCUUCAUAAGCAUCAGACUGCUGCUACCUGA